Messenger RNA from Darwinula stevensoni, 3088 nucleotides. The record is from the annotation of a GenBank genome assembly. NCBI's taxonomy places the organism in Eukaryota, Metazoa, Arthropoda, Ostracoda, Podocopida, Darwinulidae.
AAAUCAAUAUCUCCAGCUUUUAUUCUCUUAGGCAGUUCCCCAACUUCCACUCAUGGACCUACAUAGGUGCUAAAGAGAAAAGACAGGGUUUCCAAACAGGGAGACUCUCAUGUGAUAGUGGGGUCCAGCUGAGUGAAGGGGGGACGGGAGUGGAUGCUCUCAGGGAUUUGGACGUGGAGGGCGGAUGGAGGAUUCUGAGUACCUCAAUCCAUGGAGCACGGAGACCCAAGCACCCAGUCCAUGCAGUCUCCCUGAUCUUGAUGACAUGGGCGUCUCUGAUGCCUGGGCCGAGGCAGAUGCACUCCCUGUAGAUGGGGUGAAUGGUGAGGGGGAAGGAGAAGGGGAGGGGAGCCCUAUUCCUCUCCCAUUAGUUCCCAACUGGGAUGAUCCUCAAGAGGCUCUCAACCGUGCCCAUUUCGCAGUUCCCGACCCCAUUGACUCUGAUAUCUCAUCGCAGUUGCGUGCCCGCCUGGAAGAUCAUGACUGCCAGGAGUUCCUGGCCCUCCUCCUGGACUCCCUGCACGAGACACUGAAUUUAACCCGACGUGUCAUCCCAGAUGACCUUCCAAUCAAGGGGAAGGGAGAAAGGGAUGGGAACCCAGAACCCGACACGACUAAUGCUGAGUUGGGCAUCUCCUCUGCCGGCCAGGGGGGUGGGGCACUCUCAGAAUGCUCCCGAUCCAGCCCGUCCCAAUCCAGUUCACCCCGCAGCUGUGAUUCCUACUCAUCCUAUGACGUCAACUCCAGUUUCCGUCUUCACCCCAUUCCGGAACAUAUCAGGCGUCGAAACAGUGAAGAGGAGGACCUUCGGCUCCCCGACUGUCCAACAGAACCAGAGGGUCCUGAUUGUACCCAUGGGGAUGUGGAUCCUGGAGAUGCCUUUGCUGCAUCAUCUUCGUCGUCAUCAUCAAGCCUCCGCGAGGAAGAGCCAGGGUUGCCACUGACUCAACCUAUUGCUCUCACUGACAUUCUCAAGGAUGCCAAGACAUCCAACAUCAAUGUCCUCAUCACUGAUGAACCCCCCAACAAUGCCAUGAUGUUUGGAUCAGAGAAGUUUGGCAAGUCAGAACGAGUGCGUCCACGUCACACCAUUGAGAACAUCAACCUGGCCCAGUUUCAUGACUUUGGUGUGGAAAAGGUUGAGCCUGGAAAAGAUUUGAAGGUUGCAGCCAGUCUCAUGGCUGAAGCUGCUCAAUGGAAGCUCAGGGGAUCCAGCUUUGAUGAUGAGGAGGAGGUAGAGACUGGGUCUGUGAAGCGGCUGAAGCUAGAAGUGAAUAUGAAAGAGAAGAAUCUCAUGUGUGCACCCACAUCAUCAUCGGAGACCACAUCUGAAAUCCCAAUGGACUGUGAUGUUAGGGUGCUUCCUCCCUUACCCACAUUCAGCCAGCAGGACAUCCAGUCUGCAGACCUUGAGUGGGACAAGUACCUGGCUGCCAAUCGCUCCAUUGUGGUUUCCACCUUCCAGGGACAAUUUAAGAGCACUGUGACAUGCAACCACUGCCAACAUGUGUCCGUGACAUUUGAACCAUUCAUGUACCUCUCAGUUCCACUGCCACAUGCCAUGGAGAGACAGAUAUGUGUGACAUAUGUGUCUGGCCCCAUGAGCCAGCCACCUGUCAGGUAUUUGCUGACCCUAAACAAGCACGACAAGGUGAGAAAGCUGAAGCAAAGCCUGGCAUCUGUGGCUGGCCUUGUGGAUACUGAUUCUGACCUUGUGAUUGCUGAGGUCUUGGACCACCAUGUUGCUCGCACCAUUGAUGAUGCAACGAGCCUCCGCUUUGUGAAUGAUGUGAACCGGGAUGUGUAUGCAUUCCGGCUCCUUCCCGCUCCUCCCAGUAUGGAUGCAGCACCCAUCAACAAGGAAACACUUGUCAAUAAGGUUCCCAGACCUGCAUCCUCUUCCAAGAAUUCCACAACUGCUCAGGGAACUGAGGAUGAGAUGCUCGUCUCAUCAUCUCAGCUGUCUUGUGAGGAGCCACGUAAAUCUUUGCAGCAAUCCUCUGAGACAGAGGUUGGGGACUCUGGUGUGAGCUCCUCAACUGAGGUGGAGGUGGAGGUGGAAGUCUCGCCAGAUGCUGUCCUCGAUACCGGUUAUGAAGGGGACAAUGAGGGAGAAGGUGGGAAUGAGGCUGUGGCUGCUGGACCCUCAUCAUCCUCGUCACCCCUCAAGCCCUGUGCCAUCUGUCUUGAGGAUAUGCCAGACUCAGAACUCCUCGUUCAUACUCCCUGCAAUUGCUUCCUCUGCCAGAACUGCAUCGAUAUGUCCUGUAAGCACUAUGGUGGGGGACUCCUGCAGUGCCCUGUGUGCAAUGAAGUUGUGAACCCAUGUGAAUACUUCCAACCCCUUGAUAAAGUCACUGAUCUCACCCCACGUCUCAGGAUUCUCCAGGUGGGAAUUGUUUUGCGAGAGGAUUCCCUUGGGGAUGGAGACAACAACAAACGACGGAGCCAACUUUUUGGCCACCCAUAUCUCCUCCAGUUGCCCAGCAUGCUGCAAGCAGCUAUACUCCGUGAAACCAUUGAUGCCCUCGUUGGAGGCAUUGCCCCAUACGACCUGCUUCUUGUCGAUGGGCAGGGUUACCGCUGUUCCCGGUGCAUGUUCACAGCCCACUGCCAGGGCUGUGCCAUCCCACAUGAGGGAGAGUUCCACCUCCAGACAGGGGACAACCUUGCUGUUCGCUUCUCUGACAUCCCACCUGAGAUGAAGGAGUGGUGCAAUGGAAGGGUGAAUCAUGAGAGCAUGCAGUCCCGUUGUCCUACCACCUCCCUCACACUUGAUGACUGCCUGAAUGCUUUCAGUGAAAGUGAAGAACUGGAUGAGAGCAAUGGGUGGUGGUGCCCAACCUGCCAACUGCAGCAAUGUGCCACCAAGACACUGACCAUCUGGCGCCUGCCUCGACACCUCAUCUUGUACCUCAAGCGCUUCAUCUUUCAUGAGUCAGCGUCGAUCAAGCUCGACAACCCUGUGAUGUUUCCAGUGGAGGAGGCCCUUGACAUGUCCCUGUUCCUCACAGGGCCGUCUGCAAGCCAUCCACUCUACGAUCUGUAUGCCUGCGUCUGCCACUUUGGGGGUGUGUCAUCAUGUCUU